Molecule: messenger RNA, 1107 nt
Organism: Fusarium coffeatum
Lineage: Eukaryota; Fungi; Ascomycota; Sordariomycetes; Hypocreales; Nectriaceae
Exons: 3
Coding region: 1-1107 (368 amino acids)
Biological process (GO): mitochondrial protein processing; protein quality control for misfolded or incompletely synthesized proteins
Cellular component (GO): mitochondrial inner membrane
Molecular function (GO): metalloendopeptidase activity
Source: RefSeq, a predicted model, not a curated record
AUGUCUGCCCCUCGUUUGCUCCAACGUGGGACGCUGCACAUGAACCGCUCUACCAUCCUCCUCCUCCCACGCACCGCCAUUCUCCGCCGAAGACUAUUCUCACAAUGUCACUCUCGAUUCCAACAGAAUUCCCCGCGGGAUCAUGAAGAGCGCCUACAAGCCGCAAGACCGCUCGUUCCGCACCAAGCAGCGCGCAAGUUCACACAGGCGGGGAGUAGCCGCAACUCGCGUCUUACUGUUAUAGCGACCGUCCUCGCAGCCAUUGGCUUCUACUUCUAUAACUCACAGACUGUGCCUGUUACGGGGCGAAGGCGGUUCAAUUUUCUUUCUGAUGAGAUGGUUGCGCGGGCGCAUUCAAAAGCGGCUGCGCAACAGAUUGAGAUGGUUAGAGCGUCAGGAAAGCACUUUUUGUCGGAUUGGGAUCCGAGGACUAUUUUGGUCAAGAGGGUUAUGAAGAGGCUCAUUCCUGUGAGCGGUAUGACGAAUCUCAACUGGGAGAUUUUCGUAAUAUCGGAUAAUCGUACUGCCAAUGCCUUCGUUCUUCCUGGAGGCAAGGUGUUUGUGCAUAGUGGCAUCAUCAAUGUCUGCCGCAGUGAAGAUGCCCUCGCUGCAGUACUCGGUCAUGAAAUAGCACACAACACAGCUUCACAUGCUUCAGAACGCCUUUCGGCUGCCUGGGUUGGAAACCUGACAGCAGGAAGUUUAUUCUUUCUCGCUGGAGCACUACCAGGCCUUGCGCUUUUUGGUCUCUGGAACUUCAUUGGAGGUUACUAUUUGCAGGAUCUACUAUUUUACCUCCCUAUGGGCCGCAAACAGGAGGCCGAAGCAGACUAUAUUGGAUUGAUGAUGAUGGCUGAAGCAUGCUAUGAUCCUAGGGCAGCCUUGGGUUUCUGGCAACGUAUGGAAGCCCUUCAGCAUGCUAGCGGACAAGAAGCGCCAGAGAUGCUAAGCACUCACCCUUCGAACGAAAACCGUAUUCUGAAGAUUAGUGAGUGGCUGCCCCAGGCCAUGGAGAAGCGAGCAGAGAGCGAUUGCCGAGGAACAGCAGCUUUUGCAGACCGAUUCCGUGAUGCAAUGCGACGACGAUCUACUGCUGUUCUUGUAUAA